UCCCUGCUCUCUCUCUCUCUCUCUCUCCCUCCCUCUCUCUCUCUUCCUGUGCGAAGUAAAAGCUAUUUCUGAGCGAGGAUCAAUACGCCGAUAUGAGCCGACAUCCUAAUGUGAAAUGGGCCCAGAGGUCUGAUAUGGUCUACAUAACUAUUGAUUUGCCGGAUGCCCAGGAUGUAAAGCUUAAACUGGAGCCUGAAGGAAAGUUUUUGUUUUCUGCUACUACUGGACCAGAGAAGACAGCUUAUGAAGUUGACCUUGAUCUCUAUGACAAGAUUGAUGUAAAUGAGACCAAGUCUAGUGUUGGCUUGAGAAAUAUCUGUUACCUAGUGAAAAAAGCUGAGGAAAAAUGGUGGAGCAGGUUGAUCAAACAGCAGGGAAAAGCUCCUAUUUUUCUGAAAGUGGAUUGGGAUAAAUGGGUUGAUGAAGAUGAGGAGCCUGAAGAAGUGAAAGGUGACGAAGGCGGUCCAGGUGGGUUUGGAAAUAAUAUGGACUUUGGUGGACUCGGAAACAAUAUGGACUUUGGAGGACUUGGAAACAAUAUGGACUUUGGAGGACUCGGAAACAAUAUGAACCUCGGGGGACUUGGAAACAAUAUGAACUUUGGGGACUUUGAUAUGUCUAAGUUGAACAUGGGUGGCGGUGGCUCGAGUGCUGAUGCUCUUGGCAAGUUUGAUGCAGAGAAUGAUGAUAGUGACACAGAGGACGAAACUGCUAACCAACCACCAUCCGCUGCUGGAGAAUCUGACGCCAAACCUCCUGCGAGUGCUGAGCAUGACGCAAAGGCUUCUGUCUGACGAUGCAAAAGAUUCAGAAAGUAUGCGGGUGUUACCGCAAAAGUUGAAGUUUUCAAAGCCUUCUUUACAGCGUCUUCGAAGCCAAUGCUACUCCCUGUUUCGACAUGCACUUGAAUAUGUUUUUAUUUCCCGACACAGCUUUGUGAUUGCUUUGCUUCGCCUUCACAAAAGGGGUUCCUUUACGUUUUGUUUAUGGUUUUAUCACGAGGGGUAGCCAGCCUGAUUGUUCGUGAGACGACUGCCGUUGGCAACGGAAGCUUUAUUAUCUUCCCACGUACUGUGAUUCGCGGAUAUUGGAAUUUACCAUGUAUUAGAUAUCGGCUUGUUCAUUACCGGCGACGCGGUUGAUGUAUGGUUUUUAGUCAUUGUAUAGUAUGCAUCUGUCAUAUU
Malus domestica (apple) is the source of this 1184-nucleotide messenger RNA. Its product is annotated as co-chaperone protein p23-1-like. The record is from RefSeq and is a predicted model, not a curated record. Gene Ontology annotation, cellular component: cytosol; nucleus. Lineage: Eukaryota; Viridiplantae; Streptophyta; Magnoliopsida; Rosales; Rosaceae. Gene Ontology annotation, molecular function: protein-folding chaperone binding; Hsp90 protein binding. Gene Ontology annotation, biological process: protein folding; chaperone-mediated protein complex assembly.